AUGCUGCUGCAGCAGGCGACCCCCUCGCCUGGUCCCAGCGGCACGGCCAGUCCCAAAUCCAGACAGAACCCAAACUUUUCCCGACUGAACAGCCCAGUACUAAGUGAUGGUAAAGGUAGCCUCAGAUUGGGUUCAAACAGUCCAAGUAUUGGCACCAGUAGUCCAAAGUUUGGUUAUUUGGGAGACAGCCCUAAUUUAGGUGCUAGCCCUAAGUAUGGAAGCCCAAAAUUGGGAGGAAGUCCAAAGGCUUUGGAAGACGAGGCGGCGCUAGAGAGGCUUCAAACGGAUCUGAAGGAAGGUUGGACUGUGCACACGGGCAGAGAUGGAAGACUUUAUUAUUGCAAGUAA
Molecule: messenger RNA, 348 nt
Organism: Pieris macdunnoughi
Lineage: Eukaryota; Metazoa; Arthropoda; Insecta; Lepidoptera; Pieridae
Source: the annotation of a GenBank genome assembly